AUGGACCCUGCGGCCAGGCGUGGGAGCCAGCGGCUGCCACACCACCGCCCCAGCACCAGGGUCCCAGCGGAGGGAGGGCGUGGUGGGGGCAGCGGCAUCCCCCCCCCCAUCCCGCACAGACGGACGGACUCACCUCCUUCCCACGGCCGUCCCAUGCUGCUGCCGGCACCGACCCGACCCUCUGCCACCGCGCCGCUCCCGGCCACCUUCCCGGCGGCGACCGCCGUCGCUGCUGCCGCCGCCGCUUUCCGCUUCCUGUGCCCGGCACCGCCCCGCACUCACUCCCCCCCUCCCUCCCCCGCCGGAGCCACCGCCCCCGGGCGAGGCUUCGCUGCCCGGGGAGCGGCCGCCCUCACCCUCACUGAAGCUCCGGCCCUAAAUUUUUCCGGAGGCGCACUCUGUUGCACCCGCGUCUGGUGGAGCUCUGCUGCGGGACCCGCUACUCAGCCCCAGAGGCCUGAUUUGACGCUUGAACCUCUCGCCGUGGUUCAGCCUCCUCUGCACCUCGAGGCGUUCACACGCUCCUUCACAUCUGCCGCUGCUUUCCCCAUCGCCCCCCUCAUUGCUGGUGGUGCCCACCCCCAGCGCCCCGCAGCUCUUCCAAGGCUCUGCAGCUCUUCUCCACCUAGCCAUGCGCCUCGCCUGUCCUAUGCCGUCACCGUCUCCUCCAGGAGAAAGAUCAAUCCUUUGGAGCUAUCUCAUCCCAGACUACGGCUCCCUCCGACCCUUCCCCCGGGCUUCCCGCUGACCUGUCAGCCCCCACCGCUGCACGUCCGCCUCCUGCACGCCCGGACCCCCGGCCCGAGCGCCGCCGGCGCGGCGGAGGGCCUGGAGGAAGCGAGACAUAGCGAGACGCCAGUCAGCCGCAGCACCGCUCCGUUCCCGCCGCCUGCGGCCGGCUGCGGGCGGGGCCAGCCGCAGCACCGCCCCGGCAGCGGGAGGGCUCGCUGGGAAGGGAGCACCGCGAUGGCGCCGUUGGUGCUGCUGCUCCUGUCGCUGCUGCCCGCGGCCGUCGCCGCCUACCUGUUCUGCGUGCGGCGGCACACAGGCAGCGCGGCGGCCGUGCUGCACCGCCGGAGGCCGCGCCAGGCCGGGCCGCCGGGCCCGCCCCGGGACACUUGGGCUCCGAGGCUGUGCGGUGCCGGGCUACGCCUCUUCGUCCACGUGGCCAACACGGCUUUUGGGCAGGUCUGCUUACUGCCAUUUUUAAUGAGAAUGAACAACUUCUCACUUAUGCGUUCCCUUGACAUUCACGAAGAUCCCACAUUUAUCCCGGAGGUUGCUGCGGGGGUUGCAGAAGACAAGUCUGAGGCUGAAAGCCCUUCAGAUGUUAUCAAGCAGCUGACAGAUGCAAGGUCUGAUUCUGCAAGGAAUGGGUUUAGCUUCAAAGGGAUCAAAGACUAUCUGGAAUGCUACCGGAGUGGGAAGCUGACACCAUCCCAAGUAGCCAAGAACAUCAUUGCCGUGUUGGAGGACUGCGACAAAUCCACGCCACCACUCAGAGCUAUAGUGCAAUGGGACCAGGAGCAAAUAAUGCUGAUGGCUGAGGCCUCUACUACUCGUUACAGGAAUAAGUGUACCCUGUCUUGUCUGGAUGGCAUCCCAGUGUGCCUGAAAGAAGAGUUCAAAGUGGUACCUUACCAUCACCGAGUGGGAACAGUGUAUCUUGGGACACAGCCCGAAACAAAAGAUGCUACUGUGGCCAAGAAGCUGCGGGAGGCUGGGGCUAUCAUUAUUGGGGUCUCAAACAUGCAUGAACUAGGGACUGGAACAACUGGAUGCAACCCUAAUAGGUACCACAGGAUCCCUAGGAAUCCCUACAAUCCUAACCACUUCACAGGUGGGAGCUCCAGCGGAUCAGCAGCAGCUGUAGCAGCAGGUCUCUGCCCUGUGGCUAUUGGCACAGAUGGAGGAGGCUCUGUGAGGAUUCCUGCUUCAUUCUGUGGUGUGGUGGGGCUGAAAGGUACAUUUGGGCGCAUCAGUUGUCAUGGCAGCUUGCCACUUUCCUACUCCACAGUCAGUGUAGGCCCUAUCUGUACAUCAGUGGCAGAUGCAGCCAUUGUUUACAGUAUCCUUGCUGAGCCAGAUCUGCUCUACCCAUACGGACUAAAACAGCCCAAAGCAACCCUAUCUGGUAUGUGUGCUCCUGACCUGAAAAGCUUAAAACUGGGAGUGGACUGGACAUUUUUUAAGGCAUGUGAUGCUGAAGUCCUGUCUGUCUGUGAGAAAGCGGUGGAGCACCUGCAGAGUUUGGGAGCCAGUGUGGUUGAAGUCUCUCUUUCAGAGAUGGAGGAAGCACGAGUGGCACAUGUGAUCUGCAUUCUCAGUGAGAUGAGGGACUUCCUGCAACCUGACUUCAAUAAACAUUUCCAUGAAAUGAAUUUGGAAACUCGGGCUAGCCUGGCCUUGGCUUCCCAGUUCACAGCUCUGGAUUAUAUUAAGGCAAAUCGACAGAGAACUCGGAGCAUGAGAUUUUUGCAAGACAUCUUCAGAACUGUGAACUGUAUCCUUACACCAGCUGUUCCUUGCACUGCCCCAAGAAUUUAUGAAUCUGACCUCUUGACUGGAAGCAGUGAUAUGUCCUUCACAGUCCGGUCCAUGAGGUUCAUGCAGCUUGGUAACUUUACUGGGAUUCCAUGCCUUGUGGUGCCUGUUGGAUAUUCUAUUACUGGGCUUCCGAUUAGCCUCCAGGUCAUGGCAAAAUGGUGGGAUGAAGCUGUUCUUCUGAGGAUCGGCCUAAAGCUGGAGCAGUUCCGUGACCAGACCAAAAAACCAUCCAUUUAUUAUGACAUCCUUGCAUGAUGGAGCAACCAAGAUAGGAAACAAGCCUGGUUUUUUUUUCCCUAGUCUGACCUGACCAAGUAUUAGAGUGAACUUGUUUUCAGUGAUCAUUAGAAUAAGGCUUGGUAGCAGGCCCAUCUGAGGAAUGGGGACAAAGCACUAUCUAAUCAGUCACUGAGGCUGAGCAGACAUAAUUUCUGCUCCCUGCUUAGUGGAUGGUCCAGUUUAUUCUAGGGAGACUAACUGUGCUAGCUAGUUGGAUUUUUGUCAACAGGGAAAGCUGCAACUAUCUUCCACAAUUUCUUCCCAUGUAGGGGUCCUGUGUUAUGCAUGGAAGGCAGUUGCAUCUGCAGGACUGCAUGCAGGCAGUUCAUACUACUGUUACAUGGCAAGAUACAACCUUAACUUUUUGACAAACAACUCCUCCUCCAGGACAGAACAGAGGUACUGUUUCUGAAGGGGAAAGGCAGCAAACACUGCCUAGCACCCUCAGAAUGAGGAUGAUCUUAACCAAGCUGCAUUUAGUAUUUGUUUUGGCCCUGUACUCAGGCACUGGGAGCAAACCAUAAAGCCUGUAACUAAGGAGGUGUUGCUGCCAACAGUGCAAAGUCUGCCCAACGGCUGCAUGUGUCUGCCCCUGAGUCCUGCCUCCCUUCAGCCUGGCAUGCAAGGGGAGGAAAAGCCACACCAUGAACCCUCCUUGACUCCACCCCAAAGCCCUGGUGCACUGUUCUGGUUUUCUUUUGCACACCUCCAUUUCCCAAGCUAAGCCUUGGAGAGCCUCUUGUCUCCUGCUGGUUGCUUAUACAUAAGCCUACUUCUAAAUGGAAGAAACCACUGGAUGCUGUAAAAAACUGUUCAAGGGGUGAUAAGCCAGCUCAGGUGGAACUUGUAGGAAACAUAAUUUGCAGGAAAUGCCACUGAGCUACUGCAAAAAUUGAAGCUGGAUGCAAGAAAGGUGUUGCAGAAAGCCAUAUGCAGCAAAGAGCCUGCUCUAGAUAAUUUAAAGAUAAGGUUGGCUUCUUACUUCCUAAAGUAAUCAAGGUCAAAAAGUAUGACAUGGCUGUAAGCCACCGUGUUGUUUUAUUGAAAGGCUCCAGACUGCAAAUUCCCUAGUACCUUUGUCCUGCCUGCAAUAUUAGGGCCAUGUGAACGGAAAGGCUUAGGAGUAACUAAACCUAAGCAUUUCAUACUGGGGUGAAUGCUCAGAGGUGUCUCCUGUUGCCUGCCUUACCAGGCAUCCUGGACUUGUGAUCAGGCUGCUGAAGAACUGUUCUACAGACAGCAGAGAUCACUGUAUUCUUAUGGAGCUUGGAAGGAAAGAAGAAAGUAGUUGCAGUUUCUCAGUUUUGGGAUUUUUUCCCCAUGCCUACAAUACUCCUUUACCAGAGCUAGCACUUUACUAAGGCUGAAGUUGUCAGAUGGCACCUGAAUUGCUGUCCCCUGCUUAAUUACACAAGUUAAAACAUCAAUGCCUACUAUCAACUGUCACUAGCAUGCAUGGUUAAUUGUACCUUUUAUCUUGAAUUCCUCUAUGGGAUACUGCCAGUUUUUUCACUGCAGUCUAGUAUAGCUCAGCUUUAGGAAGAACAGUCUCAAAGCAAAGUAUUUCCUGUAUUACUAACGAUAAGUUUUUAAUACUGCCAGCAUAAAUUACAAUGAAACUGCUGACGUGUACUGCUUAGCAAUUCAGGGAGUUGGUAAGUGUUUCACAAGAAUAAAUUUCAGCUAGGAACAUUACUGCUUGAAGGAAAUAGAUAAAGCUACUUAUUUCAAAUCCCUUCCUAAAUGCUACGUUACCCUAAAAUUCCAAUUUCAAUAUUUGGUUCAUUGGGUGAGAAUGGCGAGGGGAACUCAGGUUACUAGGAGGAGAGAGGCUAAAGUAAACAGUUGUUUUUUAAAAAUACCUGCAUCCUCCUAACAGUGGGAAGAAGAAAGAACUGAGUUUUUACUGACUGUCAGUAACUCAGCCUCCCUUUUCACACACUGCUUCCUCCCUUUACCUAAACAUAUCUCAGCAAUACACAGUGCCAGGGCAAGACUUUCCUAGUACUGAGAUCACUAAAAUAAACUUUACUCAUCCUGGUGAAA
Oenanthe melanoleuca is the source of this 4872-nucleotide messenger RNA. RefSeq lists its product as uncharacterized. The coding region runs from base 1 to 2802 and encodes 933 amino acids. NCBI's taxonomy places the organism in Eukaryota, Metazoa, Chordata, Aves, Passeriformes, Muscicapidae. The record is from RefSeq and is a predicted model, not a curated record. Gene Ontology annotation, molecular function: catalytic activity. The transcript has 21 exons.